CUGAGUGAGGAUGACGGAGUCACUCAUUUCCAUCGUUCCUCUAAAGAAGAGAAUGCCUGGGACUAUAACUAAGAAGCCGUAAGAAAGAGGAGAUGAUAAGGAUUAAAAGUUGUUGUGAAACUAGAAACUCCCGCUAACGCUGUUAUGAAGCCUGGUCUAUAAACGAAGUACAGAAAGCCUUUAUGAAGGCUAGCAGUGGACGGUAACUUCCGUUGCCGUGAUGAAGUUGUGUAACCGGGGAGCGCUGAUGCUGGUGACCACGGCGUUGUCGUUCAUAGCGUUCAGCCUGAUGACCAUCGCAGUGGGAACGGACUACUGGCUGUACUCCCGGGGCGUCUGCCGGUCCAAGACGUCGCUCCAUGACAACGAGACCAUCCGCAAGAACGAGGUGGUAAUGACGCACUCCGGGCUCUGGCGCACCUGUUGUCUCGAAGGGACGUUCAGAGGGGUGUGUAAAGAAAUUGAUUAUUUCCUCGAGGAUGCAGACUAUGAGCAGGACGCUGCGGAAUACCUACUGAGAGCAGUGAGAGCCUCCAGUAUAUUCCCCAUAAUGAGCGUAGGUCUGUUGUUUCUGGGAGGAGUGUGUGUGGCAGGCAGCGAGUUCUACAAGACACAACACAACGUCAUGCUUAGUGCCGGGAUACUGUUCGUCUCCGCAGGCCUCAGUAACAUCAUCGGCAUCAUCGUCUACAUCUCGGCUAACUCUGGUGACCCGGGUCAGAGCGACAGUAAGAAGAGUUACUCGUACGGCUGGUCCUUCUAUUUCGGGGCGUUGUCCUUCAUCUUGGCUGAGAUGGUGGGCGUCCUGACAGUCCACGUCUUCAUAGAGCGCCACCGACAGCUCCGUACCCGCGGCCGCCGCUCCCUCACCAAACCCGCUCUGUUCCGCUCCGCGUCCUACUACAGCCGCUACAACCGCUACAGACGCCGCUCCAGUUACCGCGGCAACUCGAUAUCGUCGGCGGGGCAGCUGCGACCUCGUGACCCCUCGCCGUUGCCAGCGGCCCUGUCCGUGUCAAAGGUUGUCGCCGCGGGGCCAGUGGGGUCGGAGUUCACCCUGUUCACGUUGGCCCCACACAAACUAACCCCGCCCAACAACAAGAUGGCAGCCGCCGCAGGAGGGGUGGAUGUCGCGAAGAGCGUUUUCCUGUCACCACUGACAAGCAAGCCCAACAAGGACAUGUUGCCUAGCAAUGCUGCCAACAGGAGGACAACACCUGUCUGAGAGAGGGAGGGAGAGAAAUAGAGAGAGAGAGAGAGACAGGGGGGAAGGAUGAGCGAAUGGGAGUGAGGAAUAGAGGGAGGAGUGGAGGGAGGGAGGGUAAGGGAAGGAUGGAGAGAGAGAAAGGAGAAGGACAAAAGUUGUCAUGGAUUGUUGAGUCCUACUUUAUGACUGGAUGGAACACUACCUCUGUCUGAUGACCGACAGGAUGGAACACUACCUCUGUCUGGUGACCGACAGGAUGGAACACUACCUCUGUCUGGUGACCGACAGGAUGGAACACUACCUCUGUCUGAUGACCAUAGAACAGACGGGAUGGAACACUACCUCUGUCUGAUGACUAUAGAACAGACAGGAUGGAACAUUACCUCUGUCUGAUGACUGUAGAACAGACAGGAUGGAACACUACCUCUGUCUGAUGACCUAGGACAGACAGGAUGGAACACUACCUCUGUCUGAUGACCAUAGAACAGACAGGAUGGAACACUACCUCUGUCUGAUGACUAUAGAACAGACAGGAUGGAACACUACCUCUGUCUGAUGACUAUAGAACAGACAGGAUGGAACACUACCUCUGUCUGAUGACUAUAGAACAGACAGGAUGGAACACUACCUCUGUCUGAUGACCGACAGGAUGGAACACUACCUCUGUCUGAUGACCGACAGGAUGGAACACUACCUCUGUCUGAUGACCAUAGAACAGACGGGAUGGAACACUACCUCUGUCUGAUGACUAUAGAACAGACAGGAUGGAACAUUACCUCUGUCUGAUGACUGUAGAACAGACAGGAUGGAACACUACCUCUGUCUGAUGACCUAGGACAGACAGGAUGGAACACUACCUCUGUCUGAUGACCAUAGAACAGACAGGAUGGAACACUACCUCUGUCUGAUGACUAUAGAACAGACAGGAUGGAACACUACCUCUGUCUGAUGACUAUAGAACAGACAGGAUGGAACACUACCUCUGUCUGAUGACUAUAGAACAGACAGGAUGGAACACUACCUCUGUCUGAUGAAAAUAGAACAGACAGGAUGGAACAUUACCUCUGUCUGAUGACUAUAGAACAGACAGGAUGGAACACUACCUCUGUCUGAUGACUAUAGAAGAGACAGGAUGGAACACUACCUCUGUCUGAUGACUGUAGAACAGACAGGAUGGAACACUACCUCUGCCUGAACCGUAGAACAGACCGGAUGGAACGCUACCUCUGUCUGAUGACUAUAGAACAGACAGGAUGGAACACUACCUCUGUCUGAUGACUAUAGAACAGACAGGAUGGAACACUACCUCUGUCUGAUGACCGACAGGAUGGAACACUACCUCUGUCUGAUGACCAUAGAACAGACGGGAUGGAACACUACCUCUGUCUGAUGACUAUAGAACAGACAGGAUGGAACAUUACCUCUGUCUGAUGACUGUAGAACAGACAGGAUGGAACACUACCUCUGUCUGAUGACCUAGGACAGACAGGAUGGAACACUACCUCUGUCUGAUGACCAUAGAACAGACAGGAUGGAACACUACCUCUGUCUGAUGACUAUAGAACAGACAGGAUGGAACACUACCUCUGUCUGAUGACUAUAGAACAGACAGGAUGGAACACUACCUCUGUCUGAUGACUAUAGAACAGACAGGAUGGAACACUACCUCUGUCUGAUGACCGACAGGAUGGAACACUACCUCUGUCUGAUGACCGACAGGAUGGAACACUACCUCUGUCUGAUGACCGACAGGAUGGAACACUACCUCUGUCUGAUGACCAUAGAACAGACGGGAUGGAACACUACCUCUGUCUGAUGACUAUAGAACAGACAGGAUGGAACAUUACCUCUGUCUGAUGACUGUAGAACAGACAGGAUGGAACACUACCUCUGUCUGAUGACCUAGGACAGACAGGAUGGAACACUACCUCUGUCUGAUGACCAUAGAACAGACAGGAUGGAACACUACCUCUGUCUGAUGACUAUAGAACAGACAGGAUGGAACACUACCUCUGUCUGAUGACUAUAGAACAGACAGGAUGGAACACUACCUCUGUCUGAUGACUAUAGAACAGACAGGAUGGAACACUACCUCUGUCUGAUGACUAUAGAAGAGACAGGAUGGAACACUACCUCUGUCUGAUGACUGUAGAACAGACAGGAUGGAACACUACCUCUGCCUGAACCGUAGAACAGACAGGAUGGAACACUACCUCUGUCUGAUGACUAUAGAACAGACAGGAUGGAACACUACCUCUGUCUGAUGACCAUAGAACAGACAGGAUGGAACACUACCUCUGUCUGAUGACUAUAGAACAGACAGGAUGGAACACUACCUCUGUCUGAUGAAAAUAGAACAGACAGGAUGGAACAUUACCUCUGUCUGAUGACUAUAGAACAGACAGGAUGGAACACUACCUCUGUCUGAUGACUAUAGAACAGACAGGAUGGAACACUACCUCUGUCUGAUGACUAUAGAACAGACAGGAUGGAACACUACCUCUGUCUGAUGACCGUAGAACAGACAGGAUGGAACACUACCCUCUGUCUGUUGACUGUAGAACAGACAGGAUGGAACACUACCUCUGUCUGAUGACUAUAGAACAGACAGGAUGGAACACUACCUCUGUCUGAUGACUAUAGAACAGACAGGAUGGAACACUACCUCUGUCUGAUGACUAUAGAACAGACAGGAUGGAACACUACCUCUGUCUGAUGACCAUAGAACAGACGGGAUGGAACACUACCUCUGUCUGAUGACCAUAGAACAGACGGGAUGGAAACACUACCUCUGUCUGAUGACCGUAGAUCAGACGGGAUGGAACACUACCUCUGUCUGAUGACUAUAGAACAGACAGGAUGGAACACUACCUCUGUCUGAUGACCAUAGAACAGACAGGAUGGAACACUACCUCUGUCUGAUGACCAUAGAACAGACAGGAUGGAACACUACCUCUGUCUGAUGACUAUAGAACAGACAGGAUGGAACACUACCUCUGUCUGAUGACUAUAGAACAGACAGGAUGGAACACUACCUCUGUCUGAUGACCAUAGAACAGACAGGAUGGAACACUACCUCUGUCUGAUGACUAUAGAACAGACAGGAUGGAACACUACCUCUGUCUGAUGACUAUAGAACAGACAGGAUGGAACACUACCUCUGUCUGAUGACCAUAGAACAGACAGGAUGGAACACUACCUCUGUCUGAUGACUAUAGAACAGACAGGAUGGAACACUACCUCUGUCUGAUGACUAUAGAACAGACAGGAUGGAACACUACCUCUGUCUGAUGACCAUAGAACAGACAGGAUGCAACACUACCUCUGUCUGAUGACUGUAGAACAGACAGGAUGGAACACUACCUCUGUCUGAUGACUAUAGAACAGACAGGAUGGAACACUACCUCUGUCUGAUGACUAUAGAACAGACAGGAUGGAACACUACCUCUGUCUGAUGACUGUAGAACAGACAAGAUGGAACACUACCUCUGUCUGACUGCUAUAGAACAGACAGGAUGGAACACUACCUCUGUCUGAUGACCAUAGAACAGACAGGAUGGAACACUACCUCUGUCUGAUGACCAUAGAACAGACAGGAUGGAACACUACCUCUGUCUGAUGACUGUAGAACAGACAGGAUGGAACACUACCUCUGUCUGAUGACUAUAGAACAGACAGGAUGGAACACUACCUCUGUCUGAUGACUAUAGAACAGACAGGAUGGAACACUACCUCUGUCUGAUGACUAUAGAACAGACAGGAUGGAACACUACCUCUGUCUGACUAUAGAACAGACAGGAUGGAACACUACCUCUGUCUGACUGCUAUAGAACAGACAGGAUGGAACACUACCUCUGUCUGAUGACCAUAGAACAGACAGGAUGGAACACUACCUCUGUCUGAUGACUAUAGAACAGACAGGAUGGAACACUACCUCUGUCUGAUGAAAAUAGAACAGACAGGAUGGAACAUUACCUCUGUCUGAUGACUAUAGAACAGACAGGAUGGAACACUACCUCUGUCUGAUGACUAUAGAACAGACAGGAUGGAACACUACCUCUGUCUGAUGACUAUAGAACAGACAGGAUGGAACACUACCUCUGUCUGAUGACCGUAGAACAGACAGGAUGGAACACUACCCUCUGUCUGUUGACUGUAGAACAGACAGGAUGGAACACUACCUCUGUCUGAUGACUAUAGAACAGACAGGAUGGAACACUACCUCUGUCUGAUGACUAUAGAACAGACAGGAUGGAACACUACCUCUGUCUGAUGACUAUAGAACAGACAGGAUGGAACACUACCUCUGUCUGAUGACCAUAGAACAGACGGGAUGGAACACUACCUCUGUCUGAUGACCAUAGAACAGACGGGAUGGAAACACUACCUCUGUCUGAUGACCGUAGAUCAGACGGGAUGGAACACUACCUCUGUCUGAUGACUAUAGAACAGACAGGAUGGAACACUACCUCUGUCUGAUGACCAUAGAACAGACAGGAUGGAACACUACCUCUGUCUGAUGACCAUAGAACAGACAGGAUGGAACACUACCUCUGUCUGAUGACUAUAGAACAGACAGGAUGGAACACUACCUCUGUCUGAUGACUAUAGAACAGACAGGAUGGAACACUACCUCUGUCUGAUGACCAUAGAACAGACAGGAUGGAACACUACCUCUGUCUGAUGACUAUAGAACAGACAGGAUGGAACACUACCUCUGUCUGAUGACUAUAGAACAGACAGGAUGGAACACUACCUCUGUCUGAUGACCAUAGAACAGACAGGAUGGAACACUACCUCUGUCUGAUGACUAUAGAACAGACAGGAUGGAACACUACCUCUGUCUGAUGACUAUAGAACAGACAGGAUGGAACACUACCUCUGUCUGAUGACCAUAGAACAGACAGGAUGGAACACUACCUCUGUCUGAUGACUAUAGAACAGACAGGAUGGAACACUACCUCUGUCUGAUGACUAUAGAACAGACAGGAUGGAACACUACCUCUGUCUGAUGACCAUAGAACAGACAGGAUGCAACACUACCUCUGUCUGAUGACUGUAGAACAGACAGGAUGGAACACUACCUCUGUCUGAUGACUAUAGAACAGACAGGAUGGAACACUACCUCUGUCUGAUGACUAUAGAACAGACAGGAUGGAACACUACCUCUGUCUGAUGACUGUAGAACAGACAAGAUGGAACACUACCUCUGUCUGACUGCUAUAGAACAGACAGGAUGGAACACUACCUCUGUCUGAUGACCAUAGAACAGACAGGAUGGAACACUACCUCUGUCUGAUGACCAUAGAACAGACAGGAUGGAACACUACCUCUGUCUGAUGACUGUAGAACAGACAGGAUGGAACACUACCUCUGUCUGAUGACUAUAGAACAGACAGGAUGGAACACUACCUCUGUCUGAUGACUAUAGAACAGACAGGAUGGAACACUACCUCUGUCUGAUGACUAUAGAACAGACAGGAUGGAACACUACCUCUGUCUGACUAUAGAACAGACAGGAUGGAACACUACCUCUGUCUGACUGCUAUAGAACAGACAGGAUGGAACACUACCACUGUCUGAUGACCAUAGAACAGACAGGAUGGAACACUACCUCUGUCUGAUGACUAUAGAACAGACAGGAUGGAACACUACCUCUGUCUGAUGAAAAUAGAACAGACAGGAUGGAACAUUACCUCUGUCUGAUGACUAUAGAACAGACAGGAUGGAACACUACCUCUGUCUGAUGACUAUAGAACAGACAGGAUGGAACACUACCUCUGUCUGAUGACUAUAGAACAGACAGGAUGGAACACUACCUCUGUCUGAUGACCGUAGAACAGACAGGAUGGAACACUACCCUCUGUCUGUUGACUGUAGAACAGACAGGAUGGAACACUACCUCUGUCUGAUGACUAUAGAACAGACAGGAUGGAACACUACCUCUGUCUGAUGACUAUAGAACAGACAGGAUGGAACACUACCUCUGUCUGAUGACUAUAGAACAGACAGGAUGGAACACUACCUCUGUCUGAUGACCAUAGAACAGACGGGAUGGAACACUACCUCUGUCUGAUGACCAUAGAACAGACGGGAUGGAAACACUACCUCUGUCUGAUGACCGUAGAUCAGACGGGAUGGAACACUACCUCUGUCUGAUGACUAUAGAACAGACAGGAUGGAACACUACCUCUGUCUGAUGACCAUAGAACAGACAGGAUGGAACACUACCUCUGUCUGAUGACCAUAGAACAGACAGGAUGGAACACUACCUCUGUCUGAUGACUAUAGAACAGACAGGAUGGAACACUACCUCUGUCUGAUGACUAUAGAACAGACAGGAUGGAACACUACCUCUGUCUGAUGACCAUAGAACAGACAGGAUGGAACACUACCUCUGUCUGAUGACUAUAGAACAGACAGGAUGGAACACUACCUCUGUCUGAUGACUAUAGAACAGACAGGAUGGAACACUACCUCUGUCUGAUGACCAUAGAACAGACAGGAUGGAACACUACCUCUGUCUGAUGACUAUAGAACAGACAGGAUGGAACACUACCUCUGUCUGAUGACUAUAGAACAGACAGGAUGGAACACUACCUCUGUCUGAUGACCAUAGAACAGACAGGAUGCAACACUACCUCUGUCUGAUGACUGUAGAACAGACAGGAUGGAACACUACCUCUGUCUGAUGACUAUAGAACAGACAGGAUGGAACACUACCUCUGUCUGAUGACUAUAGAACAGACAGGAUGGAACACUACCUCUGUCUGAUGACUGUAGAACAGACAAGAUGGAACACUACCUCUGUCUGACUGCUAUAGAACAGACAGGAUGGAACACUACCUCUGUCUGAUGACCAUAGAACAGACAGGAUGGAACACUACCUCUGUCUGAUGACCAUAGAACAGACAGGAUGGAACACUACCUCUGUCUGAUGACUGUAGAACAGACAGGAUGGAACACUACCUCUGUCUGAUGACUAUAGAACAGACAGGAUGGAACACUACCUCUGUCUGAUGACUAUAGAACAGACAGGAUGGAACACUACCUCUGUCUGAUGACUAUAGAACAGACAGGAUGGAACACUACCUCUGUCUGACUAUAGAACAGACAGGAUGGAACACUACCUCUGUCUGACUGCUAUAGAACAGACAGGAUGGAACACUACCUCUGUCUGAUGACCAUAGAACAGACAGGAUGGAACACUACCUCUGUCUGAUGACUAUAGAACAGACAGGAUGGAACACUACCUCUGUCUGAUGACUAUAGAACAGACAGGAUGGAACACUACCUCUGUCUGAUGACUGUAGAACAGACAGGAUGGAACACUACCUCUGUCCGAUGACUAUAGAACAGACAGGAUGGAACACUACCUCUGUCUGAUGACUAUACAUUUACAUUUACAUUUAAGUCAUUUAGCAGACGCUCUUAUCCACUAUAGAACAAACAUGGAACAUUUACAAAACUCCUAUUACUGUGCAGAACAGUAUAGAAUUGAUCUGUCUGUCUGUUCAGUUUGUUUCCUGGAAGCUUAAAUGACCCCUGACCUCUGUCGAGAGCCAAUGACAGACCCAGAUCCAGUGUAGCUGUCCGACCUGACAUCCAAUGAGAAUGCUCCCUUUUUGUUUUCUAUUACCAGAGCCCUCUCUUUAAAGAUGUUGUGUAUUCUGCUGACUAACCUCUAGUAACUCUUAGUGGGCCCUCACACUGUUUAUAAUAAAUACACUGACUAACCUCUAGUAACUCUUAGUGGACCCUCACACUGUUUAUAAUAAAUACACUGACUAACCUCUAGUAACUCUUAGUGGACCCUCACACUGUUUAUAAUAAAUACACUGACUAACCUCUAGUAACUCUUAGUCUGCCCUCACACUGUUUAUAAUAAAUACACUGACUAACCUCUAGUAACUCUUAGUGGACCCUCACACUGUUUAUAAUAAAUACACUGACUAACCUCUAGUAACUCUUAGUGGACCCUCACACUGUGUAUAAUAAAUACAUUGACUAACCUCUAGUAACUCUUAGUCUGCCCUCACACUGUUUAUAAUAAAUACACUGACUAACCUCUAGUAACUCUUAGUCAGCCCUCACACUGUUUAUAAUAAAUACACUGACUAACCUCUAGUAACUCUUAGUCUGCCCUCACACUGUUUAUAAUAAAUACACUGACUAACCUCUAGUAACUCUUAGUCUGCCCUCACACUGUUUAUAAUAAAUACACUGACUAACCUCUAGUAACUCUUAGUGGACCCUCACACUGUUUAUAAUAAAUACACUGACUAACCUCUAGUAACUCUUAGUCUGCCCUCACACUGUUUAUAAUAAAUACACUGACUAACCUCUAGUAACUCUUAGUGGACCCUCACA
Salvelinus fontinalis (brook trout) is the source of this 9577-nucleotide messenger RNA. Its product is annotated as voltage-dependent calcium channel gamma-3 subunit-like. Gene Ontology annotation, biological process: neurotransmitter receptor internalization; neurotransmitter receptor transport, postsynaptic endosome to lysosome; calcium ion transport. The coding region runs from base 221 to 1225 and encodes 334 amino acids. NCBI's taxonomy places the organism in Eukaryota, Metazoa, Chordata, Actinopteri, Salmoniformes, Salmonidae. Gene Ontology annotation, cellular component: postsynaptic density membrane; AMPA glutamate receptor complex. The transcript is spliced from 4 exons. The record is from RefSeq and is a predicted model, not a curated record. Gene Ontology annotation, molecular function: channel regulator activity; voltage-gated calcium channel activity.